Grus americana (Whooping crane) is the source of this 3610-nucleotide messenger RNA. It is a transcript of the gene LRRC74B, whose product is annotated as leucine rich repeat containing 74B. Lineage: Eukaryota; Metazoa; Chordata; Aves; Gruiformes; Gruidae. Gene Ontology annotation, molecular function: protein binding. The coding region runs from base 15 to 1139 and encodes 374 amino acids. The transcript has 9 exons. The record is from RefSeq and is a predicted model, not a curated record.
GGCCCGGGCCGGAGAUGGCGGCGGCGGCGGCGGGGGGCGGCGGGAGCGGCGCGGACGGGGACGGGGACGGGGGGAGCUCGGGCGAGGAGGACGCGGGCAGCCUGGCAGGAGAGAGCCGGUACCUGGCUGCGUGCCGGGCCUGCGGCGUGACCCCGGCCUCCGGCCUCCUGCGGCGCACACCGGGCCCCGCGCUCAGCCUGCGGCACCGUGGCCUGGGCCCGCGGGGUGCCAAGGCUUUAGCCCUUUCCCUGAUGGUGGAUACCUCUGUCCUCACCUUAGACCUGAGUGACAACUGGUUGCUGGGAGAAGGGGCAGCUGCUAUUGCAGAGAUGCUGAAAGAAAACUGCUACAUUUCAGCUGUUGAUUUAUCUGACAACAAAUUAGGCGUUGAAGGAGCUAAGGCCUUUUCCGCUAUGCUUCUAGAAAAUACUACAAUUGUGUCCCUCCAGCUCUCAGGAAAUGAAUUUGAUGACCAUGCAGCAAAAUAUUUAGCGGAUGCCAUCACAGCAAACAGCAAAGUGGAAAUUCUAGAUCUGAGUUACAACAUGUUUGGUGACAAAGCAGGUGAAGUUCUUGGAACGGCAAUAGCAGAAAACAUUGGAUUAAAGGAACUGAAAAUCAGCUGGAACCAUUUCCAUAGCCAGGGGGCUGCUGCCUUGGCCAAAGGCUUGGGGGCAAACAUAUUCCUCAAAGUGCUGGAUGUUUCCUUCAAUGGCUUUGGCAACAGUGGAGCAGCUGCCUUGGGGGAGGCUCUUAAAGCCAACAACGUGCUGGAAGAGCUCAACGUUAGCAACAACCGUAUUUCAGUGGAAGGAGCUCUGCACGUUGCAGCUGGCCUGAAAGAAAACAAGACUCUGAAAAGACUUAAUAUGACCAGAAAUCCCAUGCAGAGCAAAGGCUGCUGUGGGGUCGUUAAAGCUCUACAAGCAAAUUCUGGCACUGGCCUAGAGAUCCUGGACUUGCCAGACAUCCCUGUGAACAAAGAGCUUACAGAGCUGUGUGAUGCCGUGAAAAUACUUUUCCCAAAUCUUCUUCUCAGACAUGGUGAAAACACAAAGUUGCAGACGAAAAGUCCGUGGAAGAUUGAGCUUCGGACGCAGCCCAAAGUGGUGGGUAAUUCCCAGAAUGCAGUGGCUUAACACGUGUCUUUUUGGGGCUGCUUCUCCGGUGCCUCUGCCUAACACCCCAGUCCCACUCACCAAGCUUGUAACAUGAGGACGCCCCAGGACAGUGCUGACGGUAGGAUCUGUGGAAAUACUGGCUACUUCGUCAUUGCUGACACUUAGAAGUUUUUCUGUCUUUUCACUUUAAGAUUGCUGCUGCAACCAGCUCUGAGUCUCUUCCAGCACAUGUAAGAGAGUCAUAGAGUCAUAGAAUCACAGAAUGGUUUGGGUUGGAAGGGACCUCAAAGUCCAUCUAGUUCCACCCGCUGCCAUGGGCAGGGACACCUCCGCUAGCCCAGCUUGCCCAAAGCCCCAUCCAACCUGGCCUUGAACACUGCCAGGGAGCCAGGGGCAGCCACAGCUUCUCUGGGCAACCUGGGCCAGGGCCUCAGCACCCUCACAGGGAAGGAUUUCUUCCUCAGAUCUCAUCUCAAUCUCCUCUUUUUUAGUUUAAACCUAUUAUCCCUUGUCCUGUCACUACACUCCCUGAUAAACAGUCCCUUUAGGUAUUGGAAGGCUGCAAUUAGAUCUCCCUGGAGCCUUGUCUUCUCCUGGCUGAACAAGCCCAACCCUCUCAGCCUGUCUCCAUUGCAGAGGUGCUCCAGCCCUCGCAUCAUCUCCGUGGCCUCCUCUGGACUCGCUCCAACAGCUCCAUGUCCUUCUUGUGCUGGGGACCCCCGAGCUGGACGCAGCACUGCAGGGGGGUCUCAGCAGAGUGGAGCAGAGGGGCAGAAUCCCCUCCCUCGACCUGCUGGUCACGCUGCUGGGGAUGCAGCCCAGGACACAGUUGGCUUUCUGGGCUGCCAGCGCACAUUGCCGGCUCAUGUUGAGCUUUUCAUCAAUCAACACCCCCAAGUCCUUCUCAGUCCCAUGGAUGAGAGUCCCGGGGCUCCUUUUCAUCUUUGUGUGUAGGGCAUUUGUCUGGUGGAACACCAUGUGCUGUAGCUGCUGCUGGUGCUUGGAUCCAUAGCCCACUGCAGUGGGCUCUGUGCAGCCCAGGAGUGCACAUGUUAAGUAGGAAGCAAAGUCCUAUCCAGAGAUGUGCUGCGAACAAACACUUUCUGCCUUGGGCUGUUUCUCCGGUUACACAGCCCGGAUUGCCUUCCCUGAAUUGGCUGGCAGAUGCACCGGUGACCCAUUUUCAGCUGCUUCCUACCACAGUUCUUACGUGGAGCCCAUGCUCUCCAGCGUAGAGCCCGUGUCCUGGGUCAUGACUGGCGUUAUUUCCUGGACGCGCGCUCUUGCUUUGGUCAGUGUUACGUAGGAUGGAUGCUACAAGUUACUUGGAAAUAGGACAGGCACUCAGUGGUGGCUCAGCAAUGACAACAGCAAUUACAGAUGGGUUGUAACUCUUUUCCUCUCCCUGGGAUGUUUUCUGUGAUCCCAGUAUAAUCCAGUGGAUCCUCACUACACACUCUGGGACACCUGGGCACUGUGAUUCAGGGAGGGGGAAUUGUGAGCUCCUUGAGGAGCACUGGGCGGGAAUCAUGGCUGUGCUCUGAGCAGCCUGGCUUAACUCUGCCUCUCCUGGACUCUGAAGAAGUAGUUUCUCACAUUUUGGGAGAGAGGCUGAGGAUGGUCACACAAACAGCUCUGGAUGUCCAGCUUGGGCUGGAGGCGCUGGCAUCUCUGCCCCGCAGUCAGAGGGCAGCAAACCCUGGGGCGCUGCAGCGCUGUCUUCACCUCAUUGUGGCUGUACACAAAUAAUUGCCCUGAAGGUUGGCAGACGUCGUUUGUAAAGUGCGUGCAACAAUCUUGGCUUUAUCCGUGGCUCCAGCUGGGCGGCUUGCUGGUCUGUGCGCUGGUUUGGAUUUGCUGUUUUGCUGACACAGCAGCUGAGGAGGUCUGGGGACAGCCAGGCAGUGCUCUGCUGCGAGGCCGUGGUGACGCCUCUCCGGGAGGGCAGCUUGUGAAGGCAGGGGCCAAAAUUCAAGACGGUUUCUGCCAGUCUCCUUCCAGAGUAGCUGCCUGGUGCCCGAGUUUUGCCUUUUGCCUUUUUCCCUCGAACAGAAGCAUUGUAAUCCCCUUGCUCACUUUUGUAUUUCAUUUACCUAACAAACGUGCCUAUCAGUGAAAUUGCACUUGGUGUUAGUUCUCAGCAGAAGAUGAGGUUUGGCCUCUUAAUUUGAAAAUAACUCCAUGCAGUAAUGAUUUACCUAAUGGAGUCUGUCCUAUAAAUGUGCAAAUUAUUUUAUAAUGUGCAAAUUAUUUUACAGUUAUGUGUCUAAUAAAUAGUGUCUGUGCCUUGGACUCACAACUGUUUACACCAUUUGGAGAGGUCUCUUGCAUGUUGUGAGGUCUGUAAAUUUGGGUUGUUUCUAGAAAUUUCAGACCCAUCCUGACACCCCCUCGAUCUCUAGAUGAAAAAUUUGUGUAUCAUACACAGAAGCUGUUACAGGGCUUGAUAUUUGAGUAUAAGUACCUAUAUUUUAAAAUAUUUAGUCACC